Messenger RNA from Arvicola amphibius (Eurasian water vole), 2814 nucleotides. It is a transcript of the gene Qtman, whose product is annotated as glycosyltransferase like domain containing 1. Gene Ontology annotation, molecular function: glycosyltransferase activity. Bases 400 to 1770 code for a protein of 456 amino acids. The transcript has 13 exons. Lineage: Eukaryota; Metazoa; Chordata; Mammalia; Rodentia; Cricetidae. The record is from RefSeq and is a predicted model, not a curated record.
CGCGGCCGGGGGAGCCCGCGCCCUCAGAAGGAAAAGAAGGCCGCCGCGCGAGCGGAGGCGGCGACGAGAGGUAUGUUACCAGUUUUGUAACUGUUAACAAUGAUGGAAUGAUGGUCACCGUUGAACCUGCAUGAGAGUGGUUCAUUGGACUCUCCUCCUUGCUGUGAUUGCUGAAAUUUUGUCAUCACCUGUGCUUGUUUGUGAUUUUGACAGACUUGGAAGAGGUUUCGUUUAGUGUACAGCCUGAGGUUGUCAGAGUUGCUGGGUGGAGGAGAUCCAGUGAAGGAAGAUAAGCCAAGUCAAAGAAACCCCUGCCAGCCUUUGUUGAGCUGUUGGGAAAGUCUGCUCAAAUUAUACUUCCUGCAGUUUAUUCCUAAGUCUAAAGGUUUGAACAGGCCAAUGAGUAUUCUCAUCAUCGAGGCAUUUUACGGAGGCUCCCAUCGACAGCUGGUAGACCUGCUCCAAGAAGAGUUAGACAGUUGUGUCCUCUACACCCUUCCUGCAAAGAAAUGGCAUUGGAGAGCACGGACAGCAGCUUUAUACUUAUCACAGAGUAUUCCCAGCAGCGAGCACUACAGGAUCCUUUUUGCAAGCUCAGUACUCAACCUGGCUGAACUAGCUGCUCUUCGGCCGGAUCUGGGAAAACUGAAAAAGAUCUUGUACUUCCAUGAAAACCAGUUAGUAUAUCCUGUCAAGAAAUAUCAGGAGAGAGAUUUUCAAUAUGGAUACAAUCAAAUUCUCUCAUGUUUGGUGGCUGAUGUGGUGGUAUUCAAUUCCAUUUUUAAUAUGGAAUCGUUUCUUACUUCCAUUGGAAAAUUCCUGAAGCUGAUUCCUGAUCACAGACCUAAGGAUCUGGAAAGCAUAAUCAGACCCAAGUGUCAAGUUAUUUAUUUUCCCAUCAGGUUUCCUGAUGUGAGCAGAUUCAUGCCCAAGCACAAAAUAGCCCACUUAAGGAGGAUGCUCAGCCUUAAUGGAAAUGGUGUUGCAGCUCUGCCCGUGAUGCCUCCUUUCCAGCCAGAGCAGAGGGAUUCUAAGAAGUUAUUGGAGAAUUUUAAAUCAAAGUCUGAGGAACACCCUGACCUUGAUGCAGGACAGGAAACCCUGGACAAUCCAUCUAUCCAGAAAUCAGGCUUGGAGAAGUCCAGUUUGUCAGAAGAUAAUUCCGGCUCUCUUCCUGUGAGCAACAGUCUAGCUCUUGAUCCCAGCAACCUUUUGUGUGGAGCUCAUGAUCAACAGAGACCGCUGCAUAUCACAUGGCCUCACAGGUGGGAGCACGACAAAGAUCCAGAGAGUUUUUUUAAGAUAUUAAUGCAUCUAAAGAACUUAGGACUCAACUUCCAUGUCUCUGUCCUUGGGGAAACUUUUACAGAUGUCCCAGAUAUAUUUUCAGAAGCCAAAAAGGCACUGGGAUCUUCAGUCUUACAUUGGGGCUACUUACCCUGUAAAGAAGACUAUUUCCGAGUACUGUGCAUGGCUGAUGUUGUCAUCUCAACAGCUAAACAUGAAUUCUUUGGAGUAGCAAUGUUGGAAGCUGUGUACUGUGGCUGCUACCCACUUUGUCCCAAAGACUUGGUUUAUCCUGAAAUAUUUCCAGCUGAGUAUCUGUAUUCCACACCUGAACAGCUUUCAAAGAGGCUCCAGAGUUUCUGCAAGAGACCAGAUAUUGUAAGAAAACAUCUUUAUAAGGGUGAAGUGGCUCCAUUUUCUUGGGCAGCCCUACAUGGCAAAUUCAGGUCUCUGCUCACAACAGAACCCAGGGAAGAUUUGUGACAGAUGGGGCUAAGUCACAAACUUGCAGCCUAAGGCAGAAUCUGAAGAACUUUCCAGAGUGUGCCCAUAUUUACCUGAUCAGAGAGAAAAGAAAAUCUGCAGAGGAAGCCGAGCCUGGCUGCUUGUCAUAGCUGACACAGAGCCAUCUGCCACAAACCUGUGGCGGCUUCAGAUCUCCAAUCCCUGCCACCACCCCAACUCAAAUUAAAUACAGAUUCCUAGAGACGUUAUGAUGGUUACACAUGUCCUCGGCAUCACAUGUAGGAGACUGUUCAAAAAAAAAUAUGUGGCCUGUUGUAUAACCGCACUCAUGUAUCCCAUAUGUGGUGCCACAUUGAAUUUCCGGUUGAAUCCGUUUUUAUCCUUUGUACUGGAUGACAUGGUGCCUGAAUUCUUUCUUGCUGCCGACACGAUGGCAGCCAAACUGCAGCUUCAAACACUCACACUUGGCUGAGUUUCUACCUGGGUUGCCAGGUUAUCAUUGGAGCCUUCUUGUGUCCUCAGAGGGCCACAGGGCCUAGAAAGAGGAUCAGAAUGCUCCUGAGCUAAUUGGGCAGCCAUCUCAAAGCUGCUGUAGGCAAAGGGCUGCUUUAGCACUUUUCUUUUAGCAAAUUAAUGACUCUCUGGCACAGGAAUCUUUAAGUGAAGGUAUUAAUAAGGGGUCUGGCAGGUAUUCCCAUGAUUCACAGAGUUUCAUUUGCAUUUAAUUAAUCUUAAAGAAACUUGCAAGAUAAACAGCUGUAAUGCGGACAGACAUGGUGGAUACAGUGAGUGAAGGCCUCUCAUCCAGAAAAUGAACACGAGAUACUUGUUCUACAUUUUUUUCUUAUGGGUAAAAAUAGAGAAAUCAAAAUGCUUCUGACAAAGCCAUAAUUUGGUACAAAUAUUCUUCAAAAAUAUUUGCAUCCAACUACAAAUAUACUCUUUCUGUGAUAAGUCACUUAUGAUUCUUGUAGUCAAGCUGCUCUGUUUGUUGGUGUAAAGAUGUUUUAAAUGGCUGGAUUGUAAAAUAAAUUUUUAAUAAACUACCCGCUGUAAUUUUAA